Triplophysa dalaica is the source of this 3321-nucleotide messenger RNA. RefSeq lists its product as uncharacterized. The transcript has 16 exons. The coding region runs from base 219 to 3008 and encodes 929 amino acids. NCBI's taxonomy places the organism in Eukaryota, Metazoa, Chordata, Actinopteri, Cypriniformes, Nemacheilidae. The record is from RefSeq and is a predicted model, not a curated record.
UGACACAGGAAGUCAACUUCACGCUCAAAUAACAGAACUUAGCCCUGAAUCUGUCAUUUCUGCCUAUUUCUUUUAUGUCUGAAUGUUGAAGUAUGCAAAGGUAACGCAUUAGAUAUACACAGGGGGAUCAGAAAUUCCCCUUUUGUUUCUUGCUGACAUUUAUAAGACAUUUUAACUUUGCCGAGUUCCGCAUUGAGAACAAAGGAUUCAUUUUGAAGAUGUUGAAUAAACUUUACAGACAGAUGAUGUUUCCUGAAUCAACUGCUUUCUUUUUGAUUGUUCUUGUGUUCAGUUCCUCCACUGGUUCAACUGAAGAAUUAAUAAAAAUCAGAGAAACAGAAGAAACAAAAGCAGAAGGGUCAUGUGUCACCAUCCCGUGUACCUACAAACAUGGGAAUGCUAAAAACAUUAAACUUCUGUGGUAUAAAGAUCCAGAAUAUGAUAAGGAACUAAAGUUAUUUACUGGGACUAUCUUAUACAGUAACACAGUUGAUCAUCCUCAGUCACCAGGUUACUCCAGUAGAGUGGAAUACAUUACUGGUAAAGCAGAAAAAGACAAAGAUCGGAGUAAAUGUGAUUUAAAAAUCAAUGAUCUACAAAAGACAGACAGUGGAAUCUACACCUUUAGAUUCAUUUAUUCAGAUAACAGCAAGUACAUGAUCAAAGCUUUGAAUCUCACAGUCACAGACAACCCUUGCAAACUGAACAUUGAACCAUCAGAGAUGAAGAAUUCAGUCAAAGAAAACGAUGAAUUUAGUGUUCACUGUUCAACAUCUGAUUCAUGCCCAUCUUAUCCUGAGUGGUUUCUCCUAAAACCAGGACAAGAACCAGAAAGAGUGACAUCAGCAAGAUAUAAAAUCACACAAGAGAAAAAUGAGGGCAAAAAAAACACCAAAUUGAAGUUCAAUGCAUCAUGGCAGGAUGAUAACAUGAUGUUGUCUUGCCGUUCAGCAGAGACUCAAGACAGCUGUCUCUUCAGAAAUAUCACUCUGUCUGUAGAAUAUGAACCAAAGACGGCAGAAGCAACAGUAAGCCAUGUGAAUAUCAAGGAAGGAGAUUCUGUCACUCUCUCUUGUACCUCUAGAGGACGCCCUAAUGUCAACAUGUCAUGGUUCAAAAAUAGGACAAAGCAAACACAACAGGCUGUGUGGAUACUAUAUGAUGUUAAACCAGAAAACAGCGGAGAAUACUUUUGUGAAGCUGAAAACAAGCAUGGGAAAGUUAAAUCGAAUAGAAUUUCCAUCAACGUAAAAUAUGGUCCAAAAGAUGUCAGAGUGACUCCUGCUGUCAGCAUCAGUAAUCUCAAAGAAGGAGAUGAGCUGAAACUGAAUUGUUCAGUAGGGGGCAGUAACCCAACAGUCCAUCAGUUUAACUGGUACUUGAAUGAUUCCCUCUUACACCAACAAACCAGUCAGUUAUUAUUUAUCAGUGAAAUUACACCAGAAAAUAAAGGCUCUUACCACUGCAAGGCCAACAACGGAAUAAAAACUGCACAAUCUAACAGACUCCAGAUAUAUGUAAAGUAUUCACCACAUCAGAUUAAGAUUGAUGGCGGAACUUCUGUAAAAAAUGGCUCCAAAGUAACCUUUAUUUGCUCAGCUGAUGCAAACCCUCCACCAAACUCAUACAGCUGGAAACACACAUCAACACCUGAAUCACUACCUCUUUCAUUCUCAAACACAACUGGAGUCUUAACCAUUGACACAGUGACCAUUCAACAUGCAGGGACAUACACAUGUGCGGUUACCAAUGAUAUUGGUACAAGUGAAACAUCCAUAAACGUUGCUGUUCUUUAUGCCCCUUCCAAACCUAUGUUGACCAUGAAAAGUGAAGGAGAAUAUGGAGUAGUCUCUAUUAUCUGUACAGUUGAAAGCUCUCCCGCAUCAAAUCUUAUAGUAACAGGACCCUCUGACUUCAAAAGCAUGCCGGAGAAUAAAAACAACAUCAGUAAAUCUGAUAACAAGGUUACAAUAUACCUGAAUGUAAGUGAGUCGGAUGCAGGCGUGUAUAAGUGUACAGCAGACAAUUCAGAAGGAACAAAUCACAUUGAAGAAGAGCUGUUGUAUGCACCUAAGAAUGCCCGUGUAAGAUCUGAAGGGGAGCAGAUAACAGGACACAAGUUGACUCUUGCAUGUAACACUCAAUCUAAACCACCAUCCUCAUAUGAGUGGAAGAAAAUCACCAAUGGACCAUUAGGGACAGAGGGGAAAUCACAGAUACUUCACUUACAUUCCCUGCAGACCUCUGACUCUGGUGAAUACGUCUGCAUUGUUAAGAAUAUCGUUGGAAAAGCAGAAUCUCAACCAAUUGAUGUCAAGGUGAAACUUGACAGUCUUUCAGUGUUCUAUCGGGCUAUUUUUCCCAUCAUUCUACUGUUGAUUCUCAUCGCUCUGGCCAUCUUUUUCUUACGCAGGAAAUUCAUCAAGGCAAGAAUACAUCAACAAAUCAGAGAAUCUCAAAACAAUAGUCGAGAGAAUCUGGCGAUGGCAGAAGCUGCUGAUCCAAGCCGUGGAAGAACCGAUGACUUCUAUACAACACUCCAUUCUCCAGGUCCUGCGAGGGCACAGGUCUCUAGUGCGAGGCCAGUGUCAAAUACCCAACAAGUGUAUUCUGAGAUUACAUUGCCACAAAUGAAACAGGAACGUGAAGACAAUGGCUCAAUAAACUACGUCACUUUGGAUUUCAAGCGACAACAGGAGCUCGCAAAAAGAGCAUCUGAUGAUUCUAGCUCAGCGAUCUACAGCAGAGUGUUCAAGAAAAAAAAGUCACAGAAUACCUCCGAGUCGGAGAUUAACGAUUAUGAGAACGUUUCUUCUGCAUGUGCUCGAAAACUUCCACUCACAUACACAGGCUGGGAGUCUGAUACCAGUGAGGAAGAUGAAGUCAAGUACACAACUGUAACUUCUGCUGUAAAACCAGGUGUCAAAGAACCUAGGAAGAAGAGUUCGAGCUGUUCUAGCACUAGUUCUGAGGAAGAACGGACCGUAUAUUCAGACAUAAAAACAUAAACAUCUAUCUAUAUAUCUGACAGAAAUGUGAUAGCAUUAUAUGGCUUGUUAACUACUCAAAAUUUCUUACAUUUUUCAGAAUGGGGUUUCAUUAAAAUAACAUAAUAUCACAUUUUUGUGAAUGAUAUAUCAGAUGCUGUUGAUUGUUUGGUGCUAUAGGCUUGGUGUGAUGAGUGUAAUGUUUUGUGCAUUAAAAAAACUGCUACAAGUGUUUCUUAUAGACUGUAUUGUAAUAUCACCAAUAAACUAUGUUACUUCUGAGUGAAGCUGUAAAACAUUACUACUGAGCAGAAUUAAACGUGUUGAAUGUUAA